This is a messenger RNA of Chaetomium fimeti, 1288 nucleotides long. RefSeq lists its product as uncharacterized. The coding region runs from base 162 to 1139 and encodes 325 amino acids. The transcript has 2 exons. Lineage: Eukaryota; Fungi; Ascomycota; Sordariomycetes; Sordariales; Chaetomiaceae. Gene Ontology annotation, cellular component: mitochondrion. The record is from RefSeq and is a predicted model, not a curated record.
UCCUCUGCUUUCAUUCUCUUGGUUUCUCGUUGCCGGCCUUGGCGCCGUUCUCCCGGGCGGAGUUGUGUCACGACUGCCGUUAAUACCCGGCGCCUAUAGAACGGCACCGUCCGGAUUUCCGCUUUCUAGAUCACCAAAGAUCAAAGUGGUGAGAGGUCAAGAUGAAAGAAAGCGGAGUGGGUGGUUUAGAAGCUCCCAGAGUCUCUCCCCAGCUCCAAUUAGACGCCGUGAAGCCGUCACAACUGGCGGCAGCGGCAGCAUCGGCGGCGGCACCUCGGGCUCUUUCGUCGUCGGUGGUCGCUACGGAACCCAAGACCGGCAGUGAUACCACUACAAAAUGGAACACCAAAAACCUCGCCCAGCGGCUCGGCGCCGACUUUCUCGGCGCGGCCUCCGCCGCCGUGCUCGUGGCCCCAAUAAUAUCCAUCAUUGACCGGUCGAUAAUGGAAAACGCCUCCGGCCGCCGCCCCCUCGUCGAGUCGCUCAAGGCCUCCUUCCGCACCCUCUUCCGCACCCCGCACCGCAUCAUCCUCUCCAAGCCCUUCGCCCUGAUCUUCGCCCUGUACGGCGGCACCUACCUGACGGCCAACACCCUCGACACGGCCACCUCUGCAACCCACAACCUGCCCGCCACCCACAUCACAUCAGGCACCGCCAAAUUCGCCGCCUCCUCGGCCGCCAACAUCGGCAUCUGCAUCUACAAGGACCAGGUCUUCGUGCGGCUGUUCGGGCCCGUCGGCGUCGCGGCCCGGCCCGUGGCCCUGCCGAGCUACGCGCUCUUCGCCGCGCGCGACUGCCUGACCAUCUUCGCCUCCUUCAACGUCCCGCCGCUGCUGGGGCCCGUGCUCGCCCGGAGCCGGAUCGUUGGGGACCGUUUUCAGCGCUACGUCUCCGGCCACACCCUGGCGCAGUUUGCGGCCCCGGCUGCGGUGCAGCUGGCGAGCACGCCGCUGCAUCUGUGGGGGCUGGACGUGUAUAACCGGCCGGGGGUGAUGGGUUGGCGGGAGCGGUGGGCGGUGGUGAGGAAGAACUGGGCGGUGAGCACCGCGGCGAGGAUAUGUAGGAUCGUGCCUGCUUUUGGGGUGGGCGGGGUGGUGAAUUACAAGGUGCGGAGGGGGUUGAUGGAGAAGUUGGUGUGAGGAGAGAAGGCAUGAUCUGGCGCUGUGUUUGUUUCUGUUUAUGUCGGUGUUGGCUUCUCGCGUAGAACGGCGUUCAGGGUUGCUGCGUGAUGUCGGCAGUUGCAUCGGCGUUGGUACCACGGGAUAGUAGAUGGUUUGCUCAUAGACCG